Saprolegnia diclina VS20 is the source of this 773-nucleotide messenger RNA. RefSeq lists its product as hypothetical. The transcript has a single exon. The record is from RefSeq and is a predicted model, not a curated record. NCBI's taxonomy places the organism in Eukaryota, Oomycota, Saprolegniomycetes, Saprolegniales, Saprolegniaceae. The coding region runs from base 26 to 409 and encodes 127 amino acids.
GUUGACCGCGCAAGAAGACACAACCAUGGUGCUCCCGGUGAUCAUUGCAGGCGGCGCUAUCGGCGGCAGCGUCGCAGCGUACGCUACCUACCACACGGGCGAGUUUGUCGCGACGACGGUCGUGGGCGCCAAAGCGUCGCCGCCGAUGACGGGCCUCGGUGUGCUUGGCGGCGCGGUCGCGUCCGUCGCCACGUACAACGCGACGGCCCGCGCCCUCGCUUCGAAUGCCACGUAUGCGAAAUGGACGACGUUCUCUGCGCCGGCCAACGUCAACGACUGGAACUUCAAGGACUUUGCGCGGACGUCGGGGCCGUACGCCGCGUCUCGAUUUGGUCUUGUGCUCGUGUCGGUCGCCGCGUUUGGCUUUACGCGCGUCGUGAUCGACGCCGCCCGCGACGCCACCAAGUAGAAGCGACUUGGUGUAAAUAGAAGAUGCAUUUGUAGGAAUAUAGGGUCUUGCUCCGUGCAUGAUAAACCACAAAUGGCUACGACAAUGACCCGGCCACCAGCGUGCGUCCCUCAUCAGUGCGUUAUCUCCGUUGCGGAGGCCAACGCAGUCCCCUUGACGACAGCCAUGACAAGAAGGACGCCGGUCCUCGCACGCGUUCCUUUGUUUUCCAUCAUCAGUUGAGCCCCGCAUGAUCUUGAUGAACUGGGGAUUUUUCGACGCCCGAAUCGCUCGUCCUCAUGCUGGUUUCCUCAGCGAGAUGGUUGUUGAAGUGGGUCGACUAUUAAAAUCGAUACGUAAAUCUACUCUAAAUAUAAUUGUCGGC